CUGGCCCGGUGUCAUUUCCUCUUCACCCUGCGCGGGCCCCACCGCGGGGGAGGCGGGAGGUCGAGGCCACGGAGGGGCCGCGAGUGCUGAGGGGAAACAAGUUCAUCUGGAGCUGGACCCGGGAAAAGGAAUGGCUAUGGGUAACCAACACCCAUCCAUAAAACGGUUACAUGAAAUACAGAAAGAAGUCAAAGAGAUUGAACAGCAAGUGGCUGUCUUCAGCGGUCUGUCUACCGACCGAGAUUACAAGAAGUUGGAAAGAAGCCUUACGAAACAGCUUUUUGAAAUAGAUUCUGUAGACACCGAAGGGAAGGGGGAUAUUCAGCAAGCCCGAAAGCGAGCUGCCCAGGAAACUGAGAGGCUGCUGAAGGAACUGGAACAAAAUGCAAACCAUCCGCGCAGACUGGAAAUAGAGGCUUUGUUCAAGGAGGCGCAGUCACUUGUGGAACGCGAGAUCACAUCUUUUUACAAAGGAGGAAACUGUAUAAGUGAUGAAUUUGAAGAAGGAAUACAGGACAUUGUGUUGAGGCUUACCCAGGUGAAAACUGGAGGGAAAGUUUCUCUACGCAAAGCAAGAUACCGCACUCUGACAAAGGUAUGCGCUGUUCAGGAGAUUAUAGAGAGUGGCGUAAAGCAACAGCUGUCCCUGCCACUCUCUAAUGAUGCGCAUCCUUCUGUCUCCAAAAUUAACUCCGUAAUGUGUGAUGUGAACAAAGCCAGAGGAACUCUCAUUGCGCUUCUAAUGGGAGUGAGUAGUAAUGAUACCUGCAGGCACCUCUCCUGUGUGCUCACAGGCCUCAUUGCCGAUUUGGAUGCUUUAGAUGUCUGCGGUCGCACAGAAAUAAGAAAUUACAGAAAGGAAGUAGUAGAAGAGAUCAAUAAAUUGCAGAAAUACCUGGACUUGGAUGAAGAAGCAAAUUCUACUCAGGCUUAUGAUUUGGCCCAAAAUCAGUCCAUUCUGAAAAUAGAAGAGAUCCGUAAGAAGAUGAAGGAAGUUAAUUCUUUACUUUUAAAAACAGAGAAUGCUUCUGAUUUGUAUCUGGGAUCCAAAGCAGAGUUGCAGGGACUAAUUGCCCAACUAGAUGAAGUGAGUCCAGGGAAAAAUCCCUGUAUUAGAGAGGCCAGGAGAAGAGCAGUAAUUGAAGUUCAGACUCUUAUAACAUAUAUUGAUUUGAAGGAAGCGCUGGAAAAAAGGCAAAUGUAUCCAGAGCAAACUGCUGCUGAACAUCAGUCUCAUAAAGCAGUUUGGACUGUACUUGGAAACUUGUCUCAAAUUCAGCAAGAGGUGAUAUCAUUCGAUGGAAACAGAACGGAUAAAAAUUACAUGAGACUGGAAGAACUUCUUACCAAACAGCUUCUAGCCCUGGAUGCUGUUGAUCCGCAGGGUGAUCAGCGGUGUAAGGCUGCCAGGAAGCAGGCAGUAAAGCUUGCACAGAACAUUCUUUACUAUCUGGACAUGAAAACAGAUGAAUGGGAAUACUGAAACAGCCACGGCCUGACGCAGAACAUUUUUCCCUUUGGCACUUUAUGAAGAUCAUUGGAAGCACCUAAUAAAGUGUUCUGUGCUUGCUGAAAUCGUGGAGAUUGCAUAAGCAGUUGACUUGGCUAUAUGUCUGCUAUCCCACGCAGUCACCCACUUGCCAUGGCAACUGUCAGUACACCAUCAGCAAUUCUGGUCAUUGCUAUAAGCAAAGAAGUGCAAUUCCCUGAAGGAAUAGCUUAAUACUUGAGCAAAUAGCUUUUUUUUUCCUUCUGUUUUUCUUUCUUGUUUUUGUUUCAAUAGCCUUGUGCAAUGUUCAGUGAAUGCAGGUUUUUCAAAGACAAAGAAACUGCCUUAUGGUGCAGUACUGGCAAAACUAUUUAAGGAGACUGGACAUGAAAAUUAGUGUUCAGGCAUGAGGCUCCAUCCAGCAACUUCACAGCAGUCUGGAUGUACUGUUAAUGUGCUAUUAUGACAUAAAGUCUAAGGGCAAAAGCCUUCUGGCUUUUGGAUUGUACUUGAUUUAUUCCAUCCAUCAUACCAUCUAGAUUUCUCAGUUAAUGGAGCUAUAAUGCCAGCUGCAAAUUAGCAUUUACAUAGGCAAAGCCAAUUAUGUCAAAUUUUGUGAUAUGUGAGCCCUUUGAUUUGGAAAACCAGUUCUUUUGUUGGUGGAAAUUCUUUCAAGUUAUUGCUUUAAGGUACUGAGACUUGGAGAGGAAAAUCUAUAUGUUUAUACCAGACAGAUAAAGGGGAUUUCGAGGAUUUCAAACUGUCAGCCAUAAACCCUUGAAAACUGCACUGAACUUUAUUUAGUGGCUGCUUAGGUGUCUUUUUAAACUCUGCUGUUGCAUCUGGUUUACACACUGGGGAAAAACAUAAACAGAGUUCACUUUGAAGUGAAAUGCGCAUUUUGGAAUUAUUUUUGUAAAAUUAAGUAGCCAGCUAUAAAGAUGUCCCUAAUGAUGUAAGUGUGUGCUACAUGGUCAGGUGUGGCUUCAAGCAGGUCUUGGAAAGACUUGUGGCAAAUGUGUCUCUUUGCAGCUCAUUCACUUAAUUGUUUCAUUAGCUUUGUAAAUAAGCUUGCUUGUACUGUUGUAUGCACCUACCUUUUUAUUUGUAGCUGCUAGUGCCAAUCACAUUUCUACUACGGCAUGUUUUUUGGCAUUUUUGAGAGCAUGGCAUUAAAAUGAUUUAAGUAUAUAUAUAGAUACAUAUAAAGCAUAUAGAUACAUAUAAAGAUAUGUUCAAUUAUGGAUCAUUUGCACUCAGCUCUUUCAGGAUGAACUAAGGAAUUAUUGUUCUAUAGAUGAUGAUUUGCACCACUUUAAGGAGUAAAAAACAUUUUGGAUGUUACAAUAAAUAUUUUUAAGAUCUAUUUUAGACUGAUUAGAGAAGACAGUACUGUGUGAGAGACAAGUGCCUUUAUGACACUGCUAACUUGCACCGUCCUAUGUAGAUACAGGAGCUCUUUACUGGCAGCUUGAUACAUUUGUAAUUUUUGCAAACUGGAUUUUUCAGGUAAAUAUCUAAUUCUGCUGUAGUAUAUGUUAAGCUAGUAUAAUACAAUAGGUGACAGUUGCCCUAUAGAGUCCUGAGAAUGAGUAUCAAAUUUGGGAAAUACGUAUUCUGCUUAAAAACUAAAGCAUUGGUGUGGAGGUGGGGGACUUUGGGCAGGUCUCUUGUGCCUAUUGCUACAAGAAUAAUAUGUUUGUUCAUAAUUUACUAUGAGAUGUUGAUUGAAGGUUGCAUACCUUCAGAGUGUGAAUAGAUUUUGUUUGUGAUUGUACAGGUGAUUGCUUUGCAAAUCUACUUGCCAAAACCGACCUAAUUGAGUACAGUGCCUAAGGCACAAUUUGGCAAUGACAGAAUGUUUGUUGGAGGAUUCUUCCUGCUCCUUCAGAGACACAACCGCAUUAAAUUUAACUUCCUUCACUAAAAAAAAAAAAAAAAAUCC
Messenger RNA from Hirundo rustica (Barn swallow), 3434 nucleotides. It is a transcript of the gene BAG5, whose product is annotated as BAG cochaperone 5. Bases 131 to 1483 code for a protein of 450 amino acids. Gene Ontology annotation, cellular component: cytoplasm; nucleus; cytosol. Gene Ontology annotation, biological process: negative regulation of protein ubiquitination; regulation of inclusion body assembly; protein stabilization. Gene Ontology annotation, molecular function: adenyl-nucleotide exchange factor activity; protein-folding chaperone binding. The transcript has 2 exons. Lineage: Eukaryota; Metazoa; Chordata; Aves; Passeriformes; Hirundinidae. The record is from RefSeq and is a predicted model, not a curated record.